Messenger RNA from Pyricularia grisea, 1493 nucleotides. RefSeq lists its product as uncharacterized. Lineage: Eukaryota; Fungi; Ascomycota; Sordariomycetes; Magnaporthales; Pyriculariaceae. The record is from RefSeq and is a predicted model, not a curated record. Gene Ontology annotation, cellular component: cytoplasm. The coding region runs from base 101 to 1369 and encodes 422 amino acids. The transcript is spliced from 2 exons. Gene Ontology annotation, molecular function: exopolyphosphatase activity.
CUGAUGUUUAGAUCACUAACUAAAACUACCUAAUUGUCAUUUCAGAUACCACUAUCUGUUUAAAGAGUCCUAAUCUUAAUCAUCGCGACCCAUCCCAGAAAUGCCUCCAUCACCACAUCCUCGCUCAAUCACGGGCUUCCUUGCCACAGCGAAGCGAGCCUUGGUCGCGCCCAAGAGCACGCGGCAAGCUCCUCUCCACCUUGUGGUUGGCAACGAAGCUGCUGACCUCGACUCCUUCUGCUCCGCCUUCCUGUACGCCUAUCUGCGAUCUCACACUGCCCCAAACUACACACUACACAUACCGCUUGCAAACAUACCGCACGAGGAUAUCCAUCUCCGCAGAGACGUCGAGUCGGUAUUUGCCACGGCCGGUGUGCAACGCGACCAGCUCAUCUCGUUAUCGAAUCUCCCAGGCGAAGAGGACCUCAGGCCAGAGGACACAAAAUGGAUCCUGGUCGACCACAACGAACUCACGGGGCCCUUGGCGCAAAGAGGGUUUGGAAAAAGUGUCGUGGGAUGCAUUGAUCACCAUGUCGACGAGGGCACUGUAUCCGUGGACACGGGAGAUGAGCCAAGGAUCAUCAGGCCUUGCGGGAGCAACGUGAGCUUGGUGCUAGAAUAUUGCCGGGAGACAUGGAAUCAGAUCUCUCGUGGAACGAGCGACUCUCGAGAGGAUGCAGACGCAAUCCAGCCCGGAGGCCCAAGUGUGGCGGCACAGUUGGCUCGCUUCACGAUGGGCCCGGUUCUGGCCGAUACACACUGCCUAAAAUCCAAGUCAAAGACGACGCCCCUGGAUAUUGAGACAGCCGAGAUGCUUGAGGAGAGAAUCAAGUCUGAGAAGCUAGAAUACGAUCGCGAAGCGUACUUUGACGAACUUGGUCAACUUAAAGAGGACAUAACCGGCUUUAGUUAUCGCGAUGUUCUGCGAAAGGAUUACAAGGAGUGGACUUCUACUGACCAGGAAGGCACGCAGCGCCUCGGCGUUUCGUCGGUGCCUCAAGGCUUCAACUACUUGCUUCAGCAUGUCGGACCGAAAGAGGACCUCUUCAGAGACGUGCGCGAGUGGGCCAAGGAGCGUCAGCUUGACCUGGUAAGCAUCAUGACGGUGCAACCCGACGGGGAGCAGUUGGCACGUGAGUUGUUGCUAUGCGCGUUCAACAAGCGAGCGAUCAUUACAGCUAGGAAGUUUACUGAAAGAUACACCGAGGAACUCCACCUCGAAACUUGGGGCGAGGGUGGCGAGCUUGACGAUUACGGAGAUGAGGACGGCCGGGUGGAAUGGCGCAGGUGUUGGCACCAGCACAACAGAGAGCACAGUCGCAAGCAGGUUGCUCCCAUGCUCCGGGAGACGAUGAAGUCUGGUGCUUGAAGUGCUGGUGCUCUUCGGGUGCGGCUCACGUUGUCCAUGCGAAAUCAACAUACUACCCUGAAUACAGAUACCCAUAGUUGAAAUUGUAUCGGCUCAUAUUUUUGUGGAGAAAUCAAAAAUCAGA